Penicillium oxalicum is the source of this 1563-nucleotide messenger RNA. Its product is annotated as putative serine peptidase. The transcript is spliced from 10 exons. NCBI's taxonomy places the organism in Eukaryota, Fungi, Ascomycota, Eurotiomycetes, Eurotiales, Aspergillaceae. Gene Ontology annotation, molecular function: serine-type exopeptidase activity; dipeptidyl-peptidase activity. The record is from RefSeq and is a predicted model, not a curated record. Bases 1 to 1563 code for a protein of 520 amino acids. Gene Ontology annotation, biological process: proteolysis.
AUGCAUUUCUCGAUUCGCGUUGCGCUCUCUGCGCUCUGUGCCUCGGCCGCUCAAGCAGCCAUUGCCCCCAAGCCGGUCCCUCCCCCAGCGGUCGAUGCCUCCCAUGCGAUUCAGGGCGCGGCCACCUUUCAGCAGCUCAUUGACCACAAGAACCCAAGCUUGGGAACCUUCUCUCAGCGCUACUGGUGGAGCUCCGAAUGGUGGGCUGGCGAGGGCUCUCCGGUGAUUCUCUUCACUCCCGGUGAAGAAGCUGCAGAUCAGUACACGGGAUACCUGACCAACAAGACUCUCACUGGUCGGUAUGCCCAGGAAGUCAAGGGUGCCGUGGUGAUGAUUGAACACCGAUACUGGGGAGACUCGUCGCCCUACAAAGAGUUGACCACCGAGAACCUGCAAGCUCUGACCUUGGAGAACUCGAUUGCGGAUCUCAACUACUUUGCGCGAAAUGUUAAGCUGCCCUUCGAUACCAACAGCAGCAGCAACGCCCAGAAUGCGCCCUGGGUCAUGAGUGGAGGUUCCUACAGCGGUGCCCUCGCUGCCUGGACCGAGUCCACUGCCCCCGGAACCUUCUGGGCUUACCACGCAUCCAGUGCCCCUGUUGAGGCCAUCUAUGACUACUGGCAAUACUUCUCCCCCGUUCAGCAGGGUAUGCCCCAGAACUGCAGCCGCGAUGUGAGCCGGGUCAUCGACCACAUUGACAAGAUCUACCGGUCUGGAAGCGAGAAAAAGAUGCAAGAACUGAAGGAGAUGUUUGGUCUCGGUGACAUCGAGCACUUUGACGACUUUGCCAGUGCCCUCGAGAACGGACCGUGGUUGUGGCAGUCAAACACUUUCUACACCGGCUACUCUAAAUUCUUCCAGUUCUGCGAUUACGUCGAGAACGUGGAUAGCGGAAACGGCAAGCUUCCCGGCCACAAUGGUGUUGGUUUGAAGAAGGCACUUGCCGGUUACGCCAAGUGGUUCAAGACUGAGUAUCUUCCUGGAUCCUGUGCCAAUUACGGUUACUGGUCUGACCCCAUGACUACCGACUGCUUCAACACCUACAACGCCUCCAGCCCCAUCUUCACCGACGUCUCUGUGAACAACACUGUGGACCGCCAAUGGCAGUGGUUCCUGUGUAACGAGCCCCUCUUCUACUGGCAAGAUGGUGCCCCCUCCCACGUCGAUACUCUAGUUUCCCGCUCCGUCAAUGCCGAGUACUGGCAGCGUCAGUGCUCACUCUACUUCCCUGAAGUCAAUGGCUUCACUUUCGGUAGCUCCAAGGGCAAGAAAGCCGAUGCUGUCAACCACAAGACGAAGGGUUGGGAUCUGACCGACACAACCCGACUUAUCUGGGCCAACGGAGAAUUCGAUCCCUGGCGAACCUCCGGCAUGUCCUCCGAAUACCGCCCCGGCGGCCCUCUCAAGUCACGCCCCUCUGCCCCAUUGAACAUCAUCCCGGGCGGUUUCCACUGCUCGGACCUGAUUCUCAAGAACGGUGCUGCGAACGCGGGCGUGCAGAAGGUCAUCGAUGCUGAAGUGGCUCAGAUUAAGACCUGGGUUGCGGAGUAUUACAAGAAAUGA